Molecule: messenger RNA, 2880 nt
Organism: Phragmites australis (common reed)
Lineage: Eukaryota; Viridiplantae; Streptophyta; Magnoliopsida; Poales; Poaceae
Product: receptor-like protein EIX1
Exons: 1
Coding region: 17-2686 (889 amino acids)
Molecular function (GO): protein binding
Source: RefSeq, a predicted model, not a curated record
UCACUCGAAAAUCGACAUGAUGCUAGCUUUCAGCAUGGCCACCGCCGAUUUCCUGCUCCUCGUAGUCAUCGUAGCAGCUGCUUCCUAUUCCUUCACCGGCGUCCACGCGGGCGCCGCCUGUGCGCCUAAGGAGAGGGACGCCCUCCUGGCGUUCAGGCAAGGCAUCACCAGCGACCCCUGGGGCCUCCUGGCGUCAUGGCAGCCAGAAGAUGAGCAUGACUGCUGCCAGUGGGAAGGAGUCCAGUGCAGCAACCUGACAGGCCAUGUCCUCGAGCUGCACCUCAGCAGCGGACAUCUGACCGGCGGAGGUCUGACCGGAGAGAUAAGUCGUUCUCUGCUCUCCUUGCAGCAUCUUGAAUAUGUCGAUGCCAGCUUGAACAACCUCCAGGGGCCGACCGGCCAAGUCCCAGAGUUCCUAGGAUCUUUCAAGAACCUAAGAUAUCUUGACCUCUCUUACAUACCGUUUUCCGGUAGGGUGCCUCCUCAGCUUGGCAACCUCUCAAAGCUGCACUAUCUUGAUCUUUCAAACGCUGGUUCGCAGCAGCACAUGUACUCCACUGAUCUCUCGUGGUUAACACACCUACCUUUGUUGCAGUACCUCAACAUGGAGUCAGUAAAUCUUAGCAUGGUAACUAACUGGCCAUAUGUGGUGAAUAUGUUGCCUUCUUUGAGGGUCCUUAUUCUCGAUGAUUGCUCGCUAACAAGUGCAAACCAAUCGCUCCCACACCUUAACCUUACAAACCUUGAGGAGCUCCAUCUCUCCUCCAAUAGCUUUCAGCACCCAGUUGCAUCUUGUUGGUUUUGGAACCUAACAAGCGUAGUGCACCUCUCCCUCGUGGGAACUGAGCUGUACGGACAACUUCCAAGUACGCUGGGAGACAUGGUAUCCCUUCAAAUACUAGACUUGUCGUUGAAUAACAUUACUGGACCUCUCCCAGCAUUCAUAGGUCAUUUUGCACAUUUGAGGACCCUUGACCUCUCUGACAACCACCUCACUGGACAUGUGCCGUCUGAAAUAGGUAUGCUAGCUAAUUUGACUAAGUUGGAUCUAAGCGGCAAUGACUUGGAUGGUUCGAUCACAGAAGAACACUUGGACGGUUUACGAAGCUUAGAGUACAUAGACUUAUCUAAGAAUCAAUUGAAGAUUGUGGUGGGUUCAAAAUGGCAACCCACAUUUAGACUACAAAAAGCAUAUUUUGCAUCGUGCCAGGUCGGUCCUCUAUUUCCUGCAUGGCUUAAAUGGCAAGUGGAUAUUCUUCAGCUUGAUAUCUCAAACACAGGUAUAAUAGAUAGGCUUCCAGAUUGGUUCUGUAAUACAUUUUCAAAGGCCGAAUACUUGGAAAUCUCCAAUAAUCAAAUCAGUGAUGGCUUGCCAACAAAUAUGGAUAUCAUGUCAUUGAAUGCACUAUAUUUCAGUUCAAAUAACCUAACCGGUCAAAUACCUCCAUUGCCAAGAAACCUCUUCGUGUUGGAUAUCUCAAGAAAUUCUUUAUCAGGACCCUUGCCAUCAAAUUUUGGAGCGCCAAUGCUAGAUAUGAUUAUAUUGUAUUCUAAUUACAUCAGUGGUCAGAUACCAACAUCUAUCUGUGAAUUGAGCUUGCAGAUCUUGAAUUUGGCCAAUAAUCUUUUUGAAGGAGAACUUCCCCAAUGUUUAAAUAUGUCAAAUAUGGUAUAUCUAUUAUUAAGUAACAAUAGCUUCUCUGGCAACUUCCCAUCAUUUCUACGAAGCUGCACGAGUCUGCGUUUUCUGGAUCUAUCAUGGAAUAGAUUCUCCGGAUCAUUGCCAAAGUGGAUCGGGAGCUUCAGUUCAUUGCAGUUUUUACGACUGAAUCACAACAUGUUCUACGGGCAUAUUCCAAACAACAUCACAAGUCUCACAAAUCUUUAUCAUCUGAAUCUUGCAGCCAACUGGAUAUCAGGUGUCAUACCUCCGCAUCUAUCAAAUCUAACGUAUAUGACAAGAAUAUUUAUAAUGGAUCCCGCCGAGGUCCAAAAUGGAAUUGGUGAAUUUUUAAUAUUCAACGAAUUUUUAAUAGACACCAAGGGGAAUCAACUCAAUUACCAAGGUUUUGGUGUUUUGGAGGUACUGAGCAUUGACCUCUCAUCCAACCAUUUAACGGGUAAAAUUCCAGACGGGAUAACAUCUCUUGAUGGAUUGGUAAAUCUGAACUUAUCUUGGAAUCAACUGAAUGGAGAAGUUCCUGACAAGAUUGGGACCAUGCAGUCAUUGGAGUCACUUGACCUCUCCAACAACAAUCUUUUUGGAGAAAUCCCAUCAAGCAUAUCAAAUUUGACAUUUUUAAGCAUUUUAGACUUGUCUUACAAUAAUCUAACAGGAAGAAUACCAUCAGGGCGUCAACUUGACACUCUCUACAUGGAGAAUCCCUCUAUGUACGACGGAAACAACGGUCUAUGUGGGCGUCCUCUUCAAAGGAAUUGUGGAAGCAAUAAUACAUCUGAGCAUGGAGAUGAAAAGAGAGAUGAACAUCAUUCUGGGCCAAUGUUCUUUUACUUUGGACUUGGCAUCGGAUAUGUAGUUGGUCUAUGGGUGGUGUUUUGUGCCCUACUAUUUCUGAAAGUGUGGAGGAUUGCUUAUUUUCACCUAGUCGACAGGUUUUAUGAUAAAAUUUAUGUGUUUGUGGUUGUAACAUGGAAAAGCUUUACUAGAAAGGAUGACGUACGCUAAGUGGUAAAAAAGAACUAAUGGUGACGUAGCUCCCAUUGAAAUGAAGUUCUAUGAAUACUUGGAAGGUGAACAGGUGAAGUGGCAUUUAGCAACAUCUAUAUUAUAUUGUGUAUCUUGUUUUGGGUGAAGUUGUAAUAAUGGAUGUUCGAGUAAAGCCCCUAAUGCACAUAUAUAUGCAAUGAUAUUUAUUUGUA